AAGGCGAACAGAAGAAGCCGGCUAGCUACUGUAAACAAAAGCCGAGCCGCCCGUCUGUCAAACAAACUCCCAAAACUGCGUCACGUGGACAGGAGAGAUGACGUCAGAGACGUCCACGCGACAGUAAAACUCGGCCGGUGUCCGGCAGCAGUUCAGUCCGGGACCCGGAGCCGCCAUGACCCGGCCUGCAGUCUGACUGGAAGAUAAUGGCUGCAGAGCUGUUUCCCACCAAGAAGCUGGUCCCCUCCGCCUCAGCGAGCAGCACCUCCUCCUCCUCCUCCUCCUCCUCCUCCAUCCAGCAGCACCAGCAGCAGAACCUCACCAACAACAACACGACCACCGCCGCGCAGGGCGGCUGCAACUGGCAGGGCGUGUUCCCGACCAUCCGGGAGAGGAAUUCAGUCAUGUUCAACAAUGAGAUGAUGGCAGAUGUUCACUUUGUGGUCGGGCCGCCUGGCGGGACGCAGCGGGUACCGGGACAUAAGUACGUCCUGGCCGUCGGCAGCUCCGUGUUCCACGCCAUGUUUUAUGGAGAGCUGGCGGAGGACCAGGAGGAGAUCCGGAUCCCCGACGUGGAGCCCCCUUCGUUCCUGGCCAUGCUGAAGUACAUCUACUGCGACGAGAUCGACCUGUGUGCCGACACCGUCCUCGCCACCCUCUACGCCGCCAAGAAGUACAUCGUGCCUCACCUGGCCCGGGCCUGCGUCAACUUCCUGGAGACCAGCCUGAGCGCCAAGAACGCCUGCGUGCUGCUCUCCCAGAGCUGCCUGUUCGAGGAGCCCGACCUGACGCAGCGCUGCUGGGAGGUGAUCGACGCCCAGGCCGAGCUGGCGCUGCGCUCCGAGGGCUUCUGCGACAUCGACGCUCAGACGCUGGAGAGCAUCCUGCGGCGGGAGACGCUCAACGCCAAAGAGAUGGUGGUGUUCGAGGCGGCGCUGAGCUGGGCCGAGGCCGAGUGUCAGCGGCGAGACCUGACGCCGACCAUCGAGAACCGCCGCCUGGUGCUGGGGAAGGCCAUCUACCUGAUCCGCGUGCCCACGAUGGUCCUGGAGGACUUCGCCGACGGGGCGGCGCAGUCCGGCGUGCUCACGCUCAACGAGACCAACGACAUCUUCCUGUGGUACACCGCCGCCAACAAGCCCGACCUGCUGUUCUGCACCACGCCUCGCAAAGGCCUGGCGCCGCAGCGCUGCCACCGCUUCCAGUCCUGCGCCUACCGGAGCAACCAGUGGCGGUACCGGGGCCGCUGCGACAGCAUCCAGUUCGCCGUGGACAAGCGCGUCUUCAUCGCCGGCUUCGGCCUGUACGGCUCCAGCUGCGGGUCGGCCGAGUACAACGCCAAGAUCGAGCUGAAGCGCCAGGGCGUGUCCAUGGCGCAGCGGGUCAUCAAGUACUUCUCCGACGGCUCCAGCAGCACGUUCACCGUGUCGUUCGACUACCCGGUGCAGAUCGAGCCCGACACGUUCUACACCGCCAGCGUGGUGCUGGACGGCAACGAGCUCAGCUACUUCGGCCAGGAGGGCAUGACGGAGGUGCAGUGUGGGAAAGUGACCUUCCAGUUCCAGUGCUCCUCGGACAGCACCAACGGCACCGGGGUGCAGGGGGGCCAGAUCCCCGAACUGGUCUUCUACGCCUGAGAGGGGAGGGCGCGAGCUUUUACUUUGAAGGGGCGGAGACGAUUUCGAAGGAGGGGAGGGGACUCUGGAAUUUGCUGCUGAGACUCGGGAGGCGGUUUGAUCGGAAAAGGCGCGGAUGAAGAAGAACCUCACAUUCCUUCACACCUCUGUUGUUGUUGAUUUGUUUGUUUACAGCAGCUGUUGUUGAGUUAGGGUCAUCACCGUGGUAAUUGGAUAAAACACCCAGACAGGACGGUGUGUUUCUUGGCUAACGCAGCGUGUUAGAUACCCGAUAAAUCAAAGUACUUCCUCACAGUUUUUUUUUUUAUCAUGUUAAUGUAAUAUUGGCACAAAGCAUUCCUGAUCGAUUAUGUAAAACGUUGCUCAUAAUGUCCGAAUACGCCCAGAGACGUCAAGGGGAGAGUUACCGUGUCAUCACCAGUAACUGCACAUUUAUACACGGUGUGAUGGUACAUUUAGUCAUAAUCCCACAAAAAUACACUCUCACUCACACACACACACAACUCCCAAUCUCAGCAUUGCUUUGUGCUGAUUGGCUGAUCCGACCUCGCGUGAGGAGGCGGGGUCUGAAACUUCAAAGCUGUCCCCACAAUCUGUUCACGUAAUCCCCGAAUGUACGUACUAUUUUCACGAUCAAUGUUCUUAAUGAUUAAUCCAUUUUGUAUUAUUAUUAUUAUUAUUAUUAUUAAUCUCGCUGAACAAUCAACUAAACGUAUAAAAGCUGAAGUCUCUUCCUCAGAUCAAUUCACUACUCAAACGACAUUAAAAGCACUUAUAAAUGUGCGUUUCAAUGCACGCGCCAAUACAAUAAAAAUCACGUCGUCGUCUCCACGACAAAAAGUUCAGUUUUAUGAGACGUUAAAAAUGUUUAAAAGUUGCACAUCUGAAUUUUUCUCUCAUGACGAUCCGACUUUGGUUUCAAUUUUUUUAUUUUAAGGAUUUGAAAAACAUUCCUGUUAUUAAAAUUGAAGGACUUUUUUUUUUUUUUUAAACGGACCAAAAAACGAAGCACUACUUUUUCUGUUUUGACCUGUGUUGUUGUUGUUGUUGUUUGUUUGUUUGUUCUGGUAUUUGAAGGCUCUCACCUGAGCAGACGACAACAUGGCGACGCCUCUCGACAGCCGCCGCCAUGUUGAGAGCCGCGCAGAGGCAACAAAAAUGCUCCGAACUUCAGACGAGUAAUACCUUUUUUUUUUUUAAAAGAAUAUUUGUAACACGACAACUGAUCGCACUCCCGACUUCUUCUGUACGCACUACUCAGACACUGUGCUUUUAUUUUGAAAGGCGUGACCUCAUGCUUAUACUACAUCCUUUAUUUCUCCUCCAUGUUGCAGACGUGUAAAUAGUUCUGUCUUCUUCUUCUUCUUCACCGGCUCUCUUUGAAAAUGGAGGGUUGAGAAAAAAAUAAAGUUUUUAUAUGAUUCUAUAUUGAAGAAGCAUA
Cyclopterus lumpus (lumpfish) is the source of this 3078-nucleotide messenger RNA. RefSeq names its product BTB/POZ domain-containing protein 3-like. Gene Ontology annotation, biological process: dendrite morphogenesis; neurogenesis; cerebral cortex development. Gene Ontology annotation, cellular component: cytosol. Gene Ontology annotation, molecular function: protein binding. NCBI's taxonomy places the organism in Eukaryota, Metazoa, Chordata, Actinopteri, Perciformes, Cyclopteridae. The record is from RefSeq and is a predicted model, not a curated record. The transcript is spliced from 5 exons. The coding region runs from base 207 to 1637 and encodes 476 amino acids.